GCUGGCUUGACUACGGAGAAACGAGAGGCGGCUGGCUUGACCGUCACUCAGACUAUACAGCUGCCAGUUUGCGUUUUCGCUGCAGCACAAACCCGCUCUCUCUGCUAGACUCUCACACACACGCCUCAGCCACAUCUUUGUGUUUAGCAAGGACGUGACUGACGCGAUCGGAAGCAAUAGUUGCAGCCUUACAAUGGGUCUUCAUUUUGGUGAAGAUUGACUGCCGUGCUACAAGCUUUGCUUUCAAAUCCCGCACUGUUGUGGCACAUAAAGGCACUUUUGCAGCCGCUGCCCUCCCACUCCCAGUCCCGGAGAGAACUCCUCCCUUUCUGCAAUCGUGCGCAGCUCUCUGUACUUCACCUGUGCUCCGGACAUUUUGCGGACUUUCCACACUCCUCUUAGAUAACAGUGACACAUCGGCCCUAUCACUACAGCUCCUCGUCUCUUAGAUCUCAGUGGAAGUGUUGGCUCUCAAACCCAGACGGAUACUUCUAAAGGAUGGAUUCGGCUGCUUUCUCGUUGUUGGCUCUCGUGGCUGCCGGGACCCUUCUUCAAGUGUGGGGUACAGAAAAUGUGACUGCCUUGUAUGGAGGGACCAUUGUUGUACCAUGCAACGGUGGAGCUCCAGCUCCUGAUGAUCUGAUGUUCAUCAAGUGGAAAUAUGAAAAAAAUGAUGGCACUCCUGGCGAUCUUUUGAUCAAACAGACACGCAACGACCAAGCCACCAUUCAGGCCACAGAUGAUUAUGCCCAGCGGGUCAGCACUGAUGACAAGUUCAGCCUGCUCAUCAACCAGGCCUCACUUAAAGACCAGAGGACCUUCACCUGCAUGGUGGUGUCAGUCACUGAUCUCUUGGAAUAUCCCGUCUCUGUCAUUGUUUACAAAAAACCAUCAUCAUUUCAGAUUAUGGACAAGUCUGAAGUAUUGCAGAAGGACAUAUUAACAACGGUAGGAACAUGUGUUGUUGCAGAUGCAAACCCUGCAGCUACUAUCACAUGGAAAAAGAAUGGGCAACCUUUGUUAGCCAGUGGGAAAGCUGUAAUAACACCCAGCUUGAGGCUGGACCCAGCCACGGGCCUGUCCACUACCUCCUCCACCCUCCAGUAUGUAGCCACUAAGCAGGACAUUGGUGCAGUCUUUGCUUGCGUUUCCACACACAAGCUGACCAAUCAGGAAACGGAGAUGGAACCUCUUCCUAUUCACUAUCCCUCAGAGAAGGUUAGUCUCCAAAUAAUGCCCAAGGGGCCUGUCACAGAAGGUGAUAAUGUGACAUUGAAGUGUCAUGCUGAUGGCAACCCUCCACCCAGCUCCUUCUUUUUCUACAUCAAGGGCCAGAAAGUGCUGGUGGAAAACUCUGACACCUACACUUUGAACGCCAUCAACAGAGGGGCUGCAGGUGAAUACAAAUGCUCCAUGGCAGAUAACGAAGAAAUGGAGGCCUCCCAAAGCAUCGUUGUUAGCUACCUGGACCUGAGUCUGAGUCUGACUGGAAGAGUUGUUAAGACAGUAGGGGAUGCCUUGUCUGUGAAGAUGGAGAAGAACGCUUCGGGUGAUGCUAAAGUGUCAUGGACAAAGAAUGGAAAGACCGUGACGAUGCCAGAGUAUAGCAAGUUGAUCUACACUAAUGCAGGAAUCUACAUGUGUGAAGUUUCCAUGGCUGGGCUCACGCGACGUCAGAGCUUUGAACUGGUCAUAGAAGGAAAGCCUUUAAUCACAAGCCUGAACCAACACCUUGCUGAUGAUGCUAAACACAAAGUCCUGACCUGCGAAGCUGAGGGAGUACCAGAGCCAAUCUUCCAGUGGAGCAUCAAUAACACAAAUGAGGAGAGCUCUUACAGCAAUGGCAAGGCCACCCAUAAAAUCACUGUGAUACCCAAGGUGAACCUGACUGUCACCUGCAGGGUCAGCAACAAGCUGGGAGAAGAUAUCAUGUUAAUCAAUGUUUCCUCUGCUUUUAAGGGGGACACUCAAGGAAGAGAAUCUCCAGAGGAUUCACAAGACCAGUCAAUGCUCAUCGUGGGUGUCGUGGUGGGGCUCAUCGUAGCUGCUGCUCUAGUGGGGCUCAUCUACUGGCUCUACAUAAAAAAUUCAAGACAAGGAAGCUGGAAAACUGGUGAGAAGGAAGUUGGAACACGUGAGGAGAGCAAGAAGCUGGAGGAGAACAAUCACACUGUUUAAAAGGUAUGUCUCUGUGGGGAAGAAGCAGUCGACAGCAGCCUUGCAGCAUCAAAAUACGGACUCUCCGUUGGCUGCUGAAGCGCUCCAUUAGGCUCCACAUCGGCAGCCACAAUCAGUUUUCCACCUGGUCCAGCCUUCAGUCUGCUGUCCCACUUCGUUUUCUGAAAUCUGCACUGAGGCAGUCGUGUGUUACUGUGUCAUUCAUUUUUUGUGUGUUCUUGGUAAGUGCUCACUGUUGUUUUAUUUUGGCAAUUUUGUGAAGCUGUGUGGAGGGACGUAUGUAGCCCUGCGACAGACUGGCGACCUGUCCAGGGUGUCCCCUGCCUUCGCCUGAGUCAUUUGGGAUAGGCUCCAGCACCCCCCGCAACACUAAUGAGGAUAAAGCGGUGCAUAGAGAAUGGAUGGAUGGAUGUGUGGAGGGUUUUUUUGGCGCUUUAAUUUUUCUUUAAGGACUUUGUGUUGUUAUUCUUGAAUUUCUUCAAAGAAUGUAAAUUCCUUGUACAUUUUUUAAGGUCUGCAUAACUAAUUAUAAUUAUGUAUGUGCCCUGGGUGACAGUGCCUAUGUUUAUUUUUACUUUUCAUUUUUGAUUUGACUGUGUGUGGAGAAUCCUGUAUUCAGCUGUGCUCAGAUAAAAUGACUUUUCACUGCUGUUUACUGAGACUGUUCUCAGACUAUUCAAAAGAUAAUCUUACCAUCUCUUAAUUUCUGGAUUUCAACUGCUGGCAAAACAAUUAUUUGAAUAUUUAAUUAACAACACAAAAACCCCAGCUAUCUUCAAAAUAUUAAAUUAGAAACUUUGAAUGAUUUGUUUGUUGGUAUGAAGCAUUUCUUUGUUACCCAACGAACCAACCUGAGUGCGUUUUAAAGGGGAACUUCGUUUUUUUUCAACCUGGGGUCUGUUUCCAUAUGCCAUUUCAUACAUGUGAGUGAUGGAGAAAUGAAUUUUCGACAUAGC
Molecule: messenger RNA, 3134 nt
Organism: Acanthochromis polyacanthus (spiny chromis)
Lineage: Eukaryota; Metazoa; Chordata; Actinopteri; Pomacentridae
Product: CD166 antigen homolog
Exons: 17
Coding region: 499-2178 (559 amino acids)
Biological process (GO): cell adhesion
Cellular component (GO): plasma membrane
Source: RefSeq, a predicted model, not a curated record